AUGGAUCACGCCAGCUUGCGUCCUGGGCUCGUUACACAGCCUGGAAGCGGCGGUCGCCAGCACGCACCAGUAAGCGAGGACGACAGCCGCCUGGCCCAGGCCUCGACCCAAGUCUCUCUCAACAUCCACUCCGCCUCUUCACCUGCCCAUAUCUCGUCCUCACAAUCCUCCUCUUCCUCGACGACACACCUCCGCGCCUUUGAUCCUUCUGAUCCGACGACACUCUCGAUCAAGCCAAUGACGUCGACGGCUGCUCCAACAUCAGCAUCAAUAUCAAGAGCAACACCAGACGCAACAGGUGCAGCCUCCGUAUUAGGAGUCGGAGCCACCAACACAUCGACAGCAACGGACCCCGCGUCCCUCACCGCCAUUGAAUCAAACCAUGAACGGCGCGGCAGCGCUCUGACAAUACAAGAGCCACACCACACACACGUCCACGACCACGAUCACGACCAGCAGGCCGCCGACACCGAAAAGGACUGUGACCACCGCCGGCCCGAGGAAGAAGACGGGUCCCGUCGCCCCAAGAUGUCCUCCCAACUCAUGAGCAAGACGGUCGCCCCGUUUCUCAAGGACCACAUCCCAGGCCUCUACUCGCCCAUGACCAAGCGCGGCACCAUCAAGGACAUGGAAGGCCAGAACAAAGACCCCAACAGCCGCUACUGCUACCGCCACCGCCCCGACUCCAAGUGCCGCCGCGCCGCCGACGAGUCCAAGAUGGUCAAGAUCCAGCAAGAACUCGAGAACCUCAAGCCCGACGACCAGCAGGCCAUCACCCACGUCUGGUCCUUGUUCUCCGCCGCGCCUGCCAAACAGCGGGACCUGAUGCUACAGGGCAUCAUGACCCAGUGCUGCUUCCCACAGCUGUCCAAGGUCUCCCGCGAAAAGAUAAGUAACCCCACCCCCUCGCCUACAUCCCCGUUUGUUCUCUGCUAUCUGGAUCCGGUCUCCCUUUGCAAGGCUGCUGUGGUGAGCAAGGAAUGGCGCGCGCUGGCCGAUGACGACCACGUCUGGCAUCACAUGUGCGAGCAGCACAUUGACCGCAAGUGCACAAAGUGUGGCUUCGGUCUGCCCUUGCUCGAGCGCAAGCGCCUGCGUGGCUGGACUCGCAACCAGCAGCUGACCAACGGCCAGCAGACAGACGCCGACAAGCCUCGCAUCCCCACCCACGCACCGACCCUCCCGGCCCCCAGCUCCCUUCGCGAAGCACCCAGCCCACUAAAGCGCGACGCCAGCGAUUUCUUCACCGACGACCUCGUGCUCGCCAAGCGCCCUUGCACGGAUACGGUUGCCAGCUCAAGCACGAGCGAGAGUGCUGGUGGCAGCGGCGGUGGAUCCAAUGCCGGCGCCGCCGGCUCCAGCUCCAGCUCCAACUCCAGCGUCGGGGCCACCGAGCGCGACCUCGAGCUGGCUCGCGCCCUCGAGCAGGACCGCAAGCCGCGCGCCUGGAAGGACGUCUACCGCGAUCGCUUCCGCGUCGGCUACAACUGGCGCAACGGCCGGUGCGCCGUCAAGGUGUUCCGCGGGCACACCAACGGCGUGACCUGUUUGCAAAUCGACGACGUCAUGAUGGCCACGGGCUCCUACGACGCGACCAUCCGCAUCUGGAAUCUCGAGACGGGCGAGCAGACGCGUGUCCUGCGCGGCCACAUGCAGGGCAUCCGCUCGCUGCAGUUUGACGACAAGAUUUUGGUCAGCGGCUCGCUCGACGGCACCAUGAAGAUCUGGAACUGGCACACGGGCGAGCUACUCAACACCCUCGUGUGCCACCAGGGCGGCGUCAUCAGCGUCCACUUGGACGGCGCGUGGCUCGCGUCGGGCUCGACCGACAAAACGAUCAAGGUGUUCAACUUGAAGACGAAGGAGUCUUUCACCCUCAAGGGCCACUCCGACUGGGUCAACCAGGUGCGCAUCGACGGCACGGCGUCGCGCACGCUCUUCUCAGCAUCCGACGACUGCACGGUCAAGCUGUGGGACCUCGAGUCCAAGCGGUGCAUCCGCACAUUUGAGGGCCACGUCGGCCACGUCCAGCAGGUGCUGACCCUGCCGGCGGACUUUGAGCCCGACGAAGACCCCGUGGCCAGCGGCCACAAGGACAAGGCCGACACGUCGUCGGUCAACAGCGGCCGCGGCGGGUCCCCGGUGGGCAGCGGCGAGGUGCUCGGCGACGACGAGUACGCGACGCGUGCCGCCUACGGCCCCGGCUUCUUGAGCAACCCCAACCGCCCGCUGCCCAACCGCUACAUCCUGAGCUCCGCGCUCGACAGCACCAUCAAGUGCUGGGAUACGGCGACGGGCAAGUGCGUGCGCACCUUCUUUGGCCACCUCGAGGGCGUCUGGGCGCUGGUGGGCGACACCCUGCGCGUCGUGUCGGGCGCCAACGACACGAUGGUCAAGGUGUGGGAGCCGCGGUCGGGCAAGUGCGAGCGCACAUGGACGGGGCAUAGGGGCCCGGUGACGUGUGUCGGCCUCAGCGACUCGCGGCUGGCGAGCGGUAGCGAGGACGGCGAAGUGCGGCUGUACUCGUUCCAGGACCGGGCCGGUCUGGAGGAGUACGGCACGCCAAGCUGA
Messenger RNA from Sporothrix schenckii 1099-18, 2571 nucleotides. Its product is annotated as F-box and WD-40 domain protein MET30. The record is from RefSeq and is a predicted model, not a curated record. NCBI's taxonomy places the organism in Eukaryota, Fungi, Ascomycota, Sordariomycetes, Ophiostomatales, Ophiostomataceae. The transcript is spliced from 4 exons. Gene Ontology annotation, molecular function: protein binding. The coding region runs from base 1 to 2571 and encodes 856 amino acids.